CGAACCAGACAGCUGGCGAUGAUAUCCCACCCUGUUAUUUGGGCUUUUCGCAGCAGUGUGAGGUGCUUGCGACACCGGACUCUCCUUAAAGCUACUCAGCGGGCUUUGGACGUCAGCGGUCUGCGCUGGUACUCGACCCCAAUUCGUGUCGGAGUCACGGGCAUGGAGGAGAUCCUAGCGAGGGUCGUUGCACCUUUACCCACAUACGAGACGAGAGACAAGUGCCCCCCUUCCCCUGAAUCAAACAGUUUGGAGUUCAUGCACUUCUACAGCAGCCUCGUCAAAGAAGACAAACUCAGUGUCCUGACGAAGCUUUCACAGGACUUUGGAGUAGACCAUAAGAGCGUCUCCGAGCUCGCUUUGAAGCUCCUGGACACCCAGCUGCGAGACUUGGCGACCAUUUUACAAGUUGAAGACAGGCUCCGCUACAGUUUGACUCCCCGCUAUAAACAACUGCUUAAUCAUAUAAGCAGGGUCGAGGGGGGAGUGAAGUUUCUGGUGGACCUCAGAGCCGAUAUACUCGAAAUAAUCGCCUCCAAAGCUAGCGAGAGCGCGCACAUCAGGGACCUGAAUGGCACGCUGAAGAGUUUGCUGUCUGAGUGGUUUUCUGUGGGUCUGCUCCGCCUGGAGAGAAUCACCUGGCAGUCCCCCUGUGAGAUCCUGCAGAAGAUCAGCCACUAUGAGGCCGUGCACCCUGUAAGGAACUGGACUGACCUGAAGCGCAGAGUGGGGCCGUACCGCCGCUGUUAUGCCUUCACCCAUGCGGCCAUGCCAGGGGAGCCGCUGGUUGUUCUACACGUGGCGCUCACCGAAGACAUAUCUGAUAACAUUCAGAGUAUCGUCCGUGAGUUUGCCACUCUCGACUCCGAGGAGGAUGUGAACAAGAUAAACGCAGCAAUCUUCUACUCCAUCUCCUCCACGCAGGCGGGCCUACAAGGGGUGGAGCUGGGAAACUACCUCAUCAAGAGGGUGGUGCGGGAACUACAGAGUGAGUUCCCCCAAAUGGGCCAGUUCUCCAGCCUGUCUCCGAUCCCGGGCUUCUCCUCGUGGCUCCAGGGUCUGCUGAGCCAGUACAAGAAGGAGAGCCGGGGCUCCGACCUCCUCUCUGAGCACGAGUGGAAGGAGGUGGAGCAGGCCACCGAUUCGGCGCCGGGAACUCCGGCCAUCGAGGCCCUCCGCAAGCUGAUCGGCACCAGUGAGUGGAUGCACUCUGAGCGGCUAUCGCGCAUCCUGGAGCCCGCCCUGAUGCGUCUCUGCGCCUGGUACCUGUACGGGGAGAAGAGGCGGGGUUACGCUCUCAACCCGGUCGCCAACUUUCACCUGCAAAACGGCGCCACUAUGUGGAGACUCAAUUGGCGCGCCGAUACGAGCCCCAGGGGGGUGGCGAACUCCUGCGGCAUCAUGGUUAAUUAUCGUUACUUCCUGAACGAGACCUCUAAAAACAGCGCCCUCUACCUGCACAACAAAGUCAUCACAACUUCAGAGCAGGUGCUGGGACUGGUGAGCCAGUUUCAGAAGAACAGCAAACUGUGAGACAAGGAUCCGCCCCUCAACACCACCUCUGGUUCUGUUCGACUGCACUUUGAUUCAAACAUUUAGAAACGUAAUAUGUGUAAUUUAUUUUGAGUGUACAUGUUUGGUUAAGUAGGCAGAACAGCUUGGGGAGCUGAAGGACGUCAGAUGAUAAUAUUUUUUUAAUUGAAAUGAGAGCAUUUAUCACGCAGCAUGUCUCCUCCCUCUUCCUGUAUUGCCGUGCAGUGGUUAGACUCUCUGCAUCAUUAGGCCUCUGGUUGAAGCAGGUUGAUAAUGUGUUAGUGCUCUGCAGGCUGAGAGACUGUGGCUAAUGAAGCGCGAGGCAUCUAUCAAUGCUGUGCCAUGUUCCUGGAUAACAGUGUGUGUAAUGGUGGAGCAGGAGCGAUGAGAAUAAAGGAUGCUGAGAUUCUUUCAUUAGGAUGAACAGACUCACUUGCAAACAUGUCGGACAGUAGGAGAGGAUUGUUUUUUAUCUUGUUGGGUUUAUAAACACCUGCUGUUAAAUUGUUAACUCCCUCUACAGCUCAAAUACACAAAGGCAUGAAAUCA
Labrus bergylta (ballan wrasse) is the source of this 2082-nucleotide messenger RNA. RefSeq names its product malonyl-CoA decarboxylase (gene mlycd). Gene Ontology annotation, cellular component: peroxisomal matrix; mitochondrial matrix. Gene Ontology annotation, molecular function: malonyl-CoA decarboxylase activity. Gene Ontology annotation, biological process: fatty acid biosynthetic process; malonyl-CoA catabolic process; acetyl-CoA biosynthetic process. NCBI's taxonomy places the organism in Eukaryota, Metazoa, Chordata, Actinopteri, Labriformes, Labridae. The record is from RefSeq and is a predicted model, not a curated record.